Messenger RNA from Fusarium proliferatum ET1, 885 nucleotides. RefSeq lists its product as uncharacterized. The transcript is spliced from 4 exons. Bases 1 to 885 code for a protein of 294 amino acids. The record is from RefSeq and is a predicted model, not a curated record. Lineage: Eukaryota; Fungi; Ascomycota; Sordariomycetes; Hypocreales; Nectriaceae.
AUGAAUGCAGGUCAGGCUGCAACUCGUCCCUCACUAGGAUUCUCGGCACUAUCAUCAUGGAUCGUUUCGGACAAGGAUCAAGAACUGCUGGUUUUCCGAAAGUUUAGCGAAAUCAGUGCUCGAAAUCUUCUUUAUUUGCAAUGUGAAUUAUUAAGCAUCGAAAGCAGGCUGAGGGCCUGGGAUAAACAGGUUGAAGGUAGCAACGAUACGGCGCUGGAACAGGUUGCAGAAACAUGGGAAAUGAUGAUCGAACAGGCCGAGGCGGGAAAAACAGAAGCAAAGGAUAUGUUGGAGCUUGUGAAACAGCUGCGUAUCAAAAUCAAAGAAUAUCAUGAAGCGCUAGAUCUACAGAGCAGAAUUUCUCUUCUCAACAGCCCUGACCAACGCGCCCUUGAAGUGGCUCGAAACGAACUCCAUGGAGGGCCUUUGCGACGAGAUGGUCAAAAACCGAAUCCCAUAUUAGGAGGGAGAGGGAAAGAUUACCUGGACGAAACGGAGGAUCUCGUCUCGCUCAAGACUCCAGCAGCUGUAGAUCCAUUAUCAAAGUUGCUUCGAGCCUACUGGCCAGGUCGAGAAGAACUAUCCCGGGACGGCCGGCGUCGGAUCAGCCAUUUUGACGAAAGAUCAAUCACGAUAGCUGUUGCUCUCGUCAACAUUUUACUCGCCAUGGUUUUACUGGUGGGUUCGAUAAGCAGUCUAUACUAUGUAAAGUCACCGCCAGCAAUUCUUGGUACCAUAUGCGGGUUUACGAUACUAUUCGCGUUGAGCGUUGGCUUGAUCACGAACGCGAAACGAGCAGAGAUAUUUGCAGGGAGCGCAGCUUAUGCGGCUGUCUUGGUGGUUUUCGUCGGCAAUGGGGAUCAAUCGGGCUGUCACUGCAGCUAA